Molecule: messenger RNA, 728 nt
Organism: Sarcophilus harrisii (Tasmanian devil)
Lineage: Eukaryota; Metazoa; Chordata; Mammalia; Dasyuromorphia; Dasyuridae
Gene: TIMM10
Product: translocase of inner mitochondrial membrane 10
Exons: 4
Coding region: 368-640 (90 amino acids)
Biological process (GO): protein insertion into mitochondrial inner membrane
Cellular component (GO): mitochondrial inner membrane
Source: RefSeq, a predicted model, not a curated record
UCCGCCCGCCGCCUUUCCCCUCUAUGGUCGCGGCGCCCGUCUUCCUAGAGCGGACUCGGAUCUCUCCCCCCAUCCUACUCAGGGGCGGGACUUCCUGCUUCCCCGGAAGUGACCCAAGACUUUGGCUGCCAAGGUCCCACGCUUCACCUAGGGUCGCGAGUCUUCGGCCGGAAGCGACCCAGAGGCUGUCGGGUACGGAUGAGGAAGCUCGGGCCCGCCGCGGCCCAGUGACUUGUCCGAGAAGGCGCAGCAUCGGAGCCCGGGUCAUCGGUCUGCAGACGCGGCCCCUGGGGCCCGGACAGCCGCCGAGGGUCGGAGCGGCCCAGGACCAAAGAAGCUGGGAACCACGGUGGCGUGAGAGACUGUGAUGGAUCCAGUUAGAGCCCAGCAGCUGGCAGCUGAGCUGGAGGUGGAGAUGAUGGCCGACAUGUACAACAGGAUGACCAGUGCCUGCCACCGCAAGUGUGUCCCUCCCCAUUAUAAGGAAGCAGAACUUUCCAAGGGUGAAUCUGUGUGUCUGGAUCGAUGUGUCUCCAAAUACUUGGACAUCCAUGAGCGAAUGGGCAAAAAACUGACAGAACUGUCCAUGCAAGAUGAAGAGCUGAUGAAGAGGAUGCAGCAAGGCUCGGGGCCAGUGUGAAGGCCCCCAGAGACAGCACCCACCCAGCCCUGGACUGCAGCCGGAACCUUUUUGCACUUAUCAAUAAAAAUAUUGGUGAUUGUAUGAA